AUGGAUGUGCCGGCGAGAGGCAAUGUAUUGGGCCGCGUGGUGCCGGCACGCUACAUCUUGGCGGUGUUGGGCUCCAUCGGCAUGGCCAUCGUGUACGGGCUGAAGGUGAACCUGUCCGUGGCCAUGGUGGGCAUGAUGAACCACACCGCCAUCAGACUACAAGCGGCAGCCGACGAACAUAACAAACACCAUGGCCAAAACUACACUACGCCGAAACCUGUGGUAGAGGUGGAAUGUGAAGGAACUGGGGGUAACAAUACGGCAGCCGAGUUAGACGGCCCAUUCAUAUGGCCCACGGAGGUGCAAGGCCUCGUGUUGAGUUGUUACUUCUGGGGCUAUUUCGUGUCUCAAAUGCCUGGCGCCCGAGUAGCAGAGCUGUUCUCGGCUAAAUAUGUGAUGUUCUUCAGUGUGGGCAUCAACGUGGUGUGCACUCUGCUCACACCGGUGAUGGCGCAGGUGCAUUAUGUCGCCGUCAUCUUCAUGAGGAUCGGGGAGGGUAUCGGUGGAGGCGUAACAUUCCCCGCUAUGCACGUGUUGCUGUCAAAAUGGGCGCCGCCAGCAGAGCGCAGCGUAAUGGCAGCCCUGGUUUACGCGGGAACUUCUCUCGGGUCGGUCAUAUCUAUGCUGAUGGCUGGAGUUCUCACGGCUAACGUAGGUUGGGAAAGCGUUUUCUACGUGAUGGGUGGACUGUCCUGCCUCUGGUGCGUGCUGUGGGUGUUCCUGGUGCAGGACUCACCGCAGCAGCAGCCUCUGAUCAGUCACGAAGAGAGGCACAUGAUCGUCACUUCGCUGGGCGGCAGUGAUACGGAUAACCAUUCCCACCAUAAGAAACUGCCGGUACCGUGGGGUGCGGUGCUCACGUCUCCUGCAUUCCUGGCCAUCUUGGUAGCCCACACGUGCUCCAACUGGGGCUGGUACAUGCUGCUCAUCGAGCUGCCCUUCUACAUGAAGCAAGUGCUCAAGUUCAACAUGACUGAGAAUGCAGUGACUACUGCUUUGCCGUUCCUGUCCUUGUGGAUAUUCAGUAUCGUCCUCAGCAGGACCCUGGACUGGCUUAGAGGGAAAGGCAUCAUCACAACUACCAUUGCUAGGAAGAUUGGAACUCUAUUCGCGUCGGUGGUGCCCGCCAUUUGCCUGCUCGCCCUUUGCUACAUCGGUUGUAACCGCGGUGCGGCGGUGGCGUUGAUGGCGAUCGGCGUCACCUGCAUCGGCGGCAUGUUCUGCGGCUUCCUCUCCAACCACAUCGAUAUCGCACCUAACUUCGCCGGUACCUUGAUGGCAAUAACCAACACAGUGGCUACGAUUCCGGGCAUAGUGGUGCCCAUAUUUGUGGGUGUGCUCACUCAUGGCAACGAAACCAUAGGCGCUUGGCGAGUGAUUUUCUUCGUGACUAUCGCUUUGUACAUCAUUGAGAUCGUGGCUUACACAAUAUUCGGAUCGGGCGAAGAACAACCCUGGAACCGCAUACCAGACAACAACGAGAUUGUAGAAACGAAACCACUAAACAAAGAGGAGAAGGCAGUAGAGUCAAUCUAA
Molecule: messenger RNA, 1536 nt
Organism: Chilo suppressalis (striped riceborer)
Lineage: Eukaryota; Metazoa; Arthropoda; Insecta; Lepidoptera; Crambidae
Source: the annotation of a GenBank genome assembly